Notodromas monacha is the source of this 1367-nucleotide messenger RNA. Lineage: Eukaryota; Metazoa; Arthropoda; Ostracoda; Podocopida; Cyprididae. The record is from the annotation of a GenBank genome assembly.
AGAGUGAAUGAUACACUGUGAACGAUAUAAUGGCCCCGAAAAAAGGCGAAGAACCACCAAAGCGGCCAUUAAUUGGUCGAAUGGGAACAAAUUUGAAAAUGGGCAUUGUUGGAUUGCCGAAUGUUGGGAAAUCGACGUUUUUCAACGUAUUGACGAAGAGUCAAGCUGCUGCUGAAAAUUUCCCGUUUUGUACCAUUGAUCCGAACGAAAGCAGAGUUCCUGUGCCUGACGCCCGAUACGAUUACUUGUGUGAUUAUUUCAAACCUGCGAGUAAGGUGCCAGCGUUUCUGAAUGUUGUCGAUAUUGCCGGUCUUGUCAAAGGAGCGUCUGAAGGUCAGGGUCUCGGGAACGCUUUCCUAUCGCACAUUAAAGCUUGUGAUGCUUUAUUCUACAUGGCGAGAGCCUUUGAGGACGACGAUGUUACCCACGUGGAAGGAGACGUGAAUCCUGUGCGAGACAUGGACAUCAUCAUGGAAGAGCUGCGGAAAAAAGAUGAGGAUUUUCUCCAGAAGGAUAUUGAAAAGUUAGAGAAAACCGUCUUGAGGGGCGACAAGAAGCUGAAAGAUGAAUAUGAUAUUCUUAUGAAAUUCAAAGAAUGCCUCAUCGACGAAAAGAAGCAUUUGAGAUUCAAAGACUGGAACGAAAAGGAUAUCGAGGUGCUCAAUCGUUUUUUGUUCAUCACGUCAAAGCCCAUCGUCUAUCUAGUAAACUUGUCAGAGAAGGACUACAUACGGAAGAAAAACAAGUGGUUGGUGAAAAUCAAGGAAUGGAUUGACGCUCACGAUCCUGGAUCAGUCAUCAUUCCCUUUUCCGCCGCAUUUGAGCUGAAGAUACAGGACAUGCCUGAAGAUGAAAAAGCCGUAUUCUUGAAAGAAGCUGGUGUUCCUUCUUCGUUAGAGAAAAUCAUUGUUCAAGGUUACAAGGCCCUGCAGUUGCAAUAUUUCUUCACCUCGGGUGAAGACGAAGUCAAGGCGUGGACAAUUUUGAAGGGUACUCCUGCGCCGAAAGCAGCUGGAAGAAUUCACACGGAUUUCGAGAAAGGCUUCAUCAUGGCCGAAGUGAUGAAGUUCGAUGAUUUCAAGGAAGAAGGAAGUGAAAACGCAGCGAAAGCCGCCGGAAAGUACAGACAGCAAGGCAAAAAUUAUGUUGUUGAAGAUGGGGACAUAAUCUUCUUCAAAUUCAACGCCGGAGCUGGUUUGCAAGCAAAGAAGAAGUGAAUUUGUCAGUGCAUUGCAAUUCGUAACAUCCAAAAAACUGACUUGUGUGUGCAAAAUAUUCAGAAAACUGCCAGCUGCCCAUGCUAAUAACUCAGUUGUGCGAAAAAGGCUGCGGUCCUUCUCAUAAAUGGGGACGACGCUGGAAUCUCA